Porites lobata is the source of this 18943-nucleotide messenger RNA. The record is from the annotation of a GenBank genome assembly. Lineage: Eukaryota; Metazoa; Cnidaria; Anthozoa; Scleractinia; Poritidae.
UUGAGAACGUGGAGCAUCUGGCCAGGUUGAGUGAUGAAUACGAGGUAAAGUCUAUCUUUGAAAGUUGCGUCCAAUUCCUUAAGAAGCAGUCUAUAAAAAAGGGAAAUGUGAUGAAGAUUCUGAGGCUUGCUAACUUGUACGAGCUUCAAGAUAUUCGUCAGAAAUGCUACUUUCUGCUCAUGAAAAUGAGAUUACAACCCAUCCUUGAAAUUAUUCAGGAGCAUGAUGAUGUCGACAAAGAAGAUGUACAAAAUAUCUUAAUCCAAAGAAUUAAGUACUUGGAAAGUUUUCUUGAUUCACUAUAUCCUCAUUUUAUGGGGAUGGUGGAAUGCGGUUUUUGGCUGUGGUAUGAAGGAAAGCAGUACAUGAAGUGGUGUCCUAUGCAUUUUGAUGGGGGCAGAUCAAGCAAAAAAAUCGAUGAGCGGCUGCAAGAAUGUUCAGUUUGUACGAAAAUGUUGAAUACAUUUAAUGAGAGUCAUUUCUAUAAGUUCAGCUACGAGCGAUACGACUAUGAGUCAAUUUUAGAUAGAAUGAACCUUCAAAUAGAUUUGCCGAAUUUAAUUCUUGAGAUGGCUGCUAACAGAGUUACCUUCGUCAGUCAAACGCUCUAGGUCAGUCAGGGUGAUGUCUUUGAAAGACAAUCGAGCGUUUUAAGCUGAUUUUCAGUACUAAUAUUAUAUAAAUGACUGAGCUUCGAAUGCUCUAGUAGAUGCUGUUUAUAUACCUAUACCGUUUCUAACCAUUUAAUAUUUAUAUAAAAGAUGUAAACAGUUAAAAUAUUUGUGCAUCGUACUGCAGGGAUAAAUGCUUUUAAAACAAUUAGGCUAAACAUCAUACACUGAUUGAGUCUUGUGAACGAGAUGCGGUUUAAUGUUAUACAACAAAUUGCCACAACUUCACGGAUCUUUAAUUUCAGGAAAAAAAUUAAUGAAAUGUUGCAAAAAGCACUUCUUCUCUAGAUUAUUACUUUUUUCACUGGGUAAUGCAGUCUCCGUAUUCUAAAAAUCCAGUCUUGAAUGUCAAAGAGGUCUACUUCAAACUUUCUCACAUGUCUUGCUGUUUAUUGCACAGACGUUUCCCCUUUCGGGCUUUUUCAGUGAACAAACUCGUCGCGUAAACAAAAGCAAAAAAUGAAAAACAGACAACAAACACGACGGUUGUUAUUGCGGAACCUGGCAUGGGUGAAAACAACUUUAUGUAUAAUAUAUCUAACUGGUGAUUUUUUUGUAAACGUGGCUUCACCGACUCUCUGCAGUUGCGCAGUAUAUAUGACUUUGGUACCAGGAAUUCACCCUCCUCACCCAAGAGCCUGAAUGGCUGUCUGCUCAUUCCCCUGAGCUCUGCAAUUAUCAUGAUAAUUAUUAUCAGCCGGAGGCCUGAUUGAGCUGAUUCGGUUAAAAGUAAAUAAGUUACUUCUCAGUUAAAGCCUCUGAUCAAUUAGUGUUACGGUGGCGUCAAAAAAUAACAUCCGGUCCUACCCCACCCUCUGGUGUUUGGGGAGACAAGCAUAAUGUAACCUUAAUGUCCAGUUUGCAAGUCUUGCAGAAUAAGGCUGCUAAAAUGAUUUUAGACAGACCUCUUUAUUCAUUUGCUACGUAGACGCUUGCCACUCUUAAGUGCGUUCGUUAGAAAAAAGGCGUUUUCAGAGAAGAUGUAUUUAUGUUUAUAAGUGUUUAAAUGGACUUGUUGAACAUGAUAUGAACUUCAUAAGACUGCAAGAACAACAUGAUUAUAACACUAGAACAAGCUAGAACUAAGCUAAAUUUCAGACUUCCAAAGGAAUUGUGGAAAACAACGUACUGCAUUUCAUGCCAUCAAGUAUUUUAACUCCGCGAGCCAGGCAAUGAGACAAUCCGUGCAUCUAUAUAUAUUAAAACUUAAUAUUUUUAAAUUUGUAAUUUAAAUGAAUUUAAGGUUACAUCUUGUACUUUUUAAUAGUUUUGACCAGGAGCCGAUAGUAAUCGGCUCCUGUUUUGACAUAUUUUAGCUUUUUAACGCCUUCGUGAUUUGUAUAUUUCGUACUUUUUAAAUUUUUUAGAUCCUUUUUGAAAACCGUAUUUUAUAUGAAAAAGUUAUCUCAAUAAAGACUAUCAUCAUUCGAAGCAAAUUUUUUUCUCCUUUCAUUGGGGACAGCCCACCACGUGACCUGCAAAUAACUGCCCACAAAUAAUGGUCUGCUCAUGCGCAAUGCCGUCCAACUGUGUUUGGCUGCAACUAAUAUUCUGCACAUGCGUAAAGGAAACCGUGCUUUUCUCCUUCUUGCGAUUGCUCUUGCGUGAAAAUGGCAGAUGGCUUCGCUUCCCGAGGAUAUUCAUUAAAAAACAAACUCGGUGAUCGAAUGAUAAAACAAUUAUUGAACUCGGUUAUCGCAAAAUAUCGUGAUUUGCCAGUGUCUCGCAGAUCAGUUAUUGGAAAAGCGCCCUGGGGACGAGGUUGUUUGCCUCAGCCUUCGGCUUCGACAAAUAAUUGAUCUGCUCGCCACAGACAAAUCACGAUAUUUUGCUCAACCUCGUCCAAUAAUUGUUAAUUAUUAUUACUCAGUGUUAGGGCUUUAUCUGGGCUAUCUGACCGUGCCGAUCAGGACGGCAAGCCGAGCAUAGCCUCCCACAAAUUUUUGACGCCUGCAUGCAGCCCCCGGGAUGCAGCCACGCUUUAAAGAAUUCACACAGAUAUACUCCAACACACUGUCUGCAUACCAGAACACAUAUUUCAACUACUGGAUAGCCGGAUUUCUGCCAUGUUAGCCCUUCUUAUUAUGCAUGGUUCAAUUUUGCUCGUAACCAUGCGCCCCCGGGCACACCCCUGGGGAUUGCAAUUUUUUUCUUUUUUAGAGGUCUAUUCCCCAUCCACCGGCACGCCGCGUGAGAAGGAGGCAAUUACCCACCCGAUCGACCUCAUAUAUGUUUUUUGCAACAUCUUUUUGAUCCGUACAAAAGCAAAACGACACGUUUUCACAACUUUUAUGUACCUUUUCCAGGGUUUAUUGACAGUACGAUAAUGGAUGUCAUAAUGUAGUUAAAACAUGAACAAUUGUUGGUUUUCACAUGACGUCACUAAAAUUCAAACUAAAAAACUAUCGAUCCUACUGAGAUUUUACUUUAACGAUGCAUAAGAGCAGCUGAAAACUAAUUUUCAUACAAAUUUUCGCUUCAAAAGGGUUCUUGGUUUUGUGCGGAUAGAGUACGCUUGAAUUUCUAAGCUUUUGCGUGACGCGACAUUUACAUGACCUGCAUGACGGCCAAGAGAGCUGUCAUGUAGGUUAAAAAAAAUUACUUAUUUCAGGAAUGUUGCUAUCUAAACAGUUCAUGUAUUAGAAAAAGUAUUACUUUAAUGUUUAUGAGUUUCUCGAAGAAUAAAUUUACGCUUUUGUAGCAAAACUCGGUAACAGAUGUUUCUGUUGGUUUCCGUCCGCUAUGUUGGAGCUCAUCCAGGUGAGGUGAGCACCAGCAUGGCGUCUCCAUACAAAUCUCUAUAAGUUUAGGUAAAACAUGUCUUCGGAUAUCUCGUAUAAGAAAUGUUCCUCUGACUUGAAUCUUGGCGAAGGUCUUUGUAUAUGUACUUCCUUUCAUUUCCCAGAUUCUGGACUUUAUCUAUUAAACGGUUUUGAUUUUUCUUUUGAUCUAUUUUGAAUGGCGUGACACUGAAAACCAGCAAUAAAUUUGAAAAGGAAAACGAAGAAGAAAAACUCUUUAAAAAGCGCUUCCUUGAUAGAACUAGCCUGCGUAGCAAGCGCUUGGAAGUAGUGGGUGAAAGAGAGAACGGGCGCGCGCGAGAAGGUGUCUCCUUCUCGCGCGCCCGUUUUUUCUUGUGCCCACUACUUAGAAGGGCCUCCUACGGAGGCUAUGAUAGAACACUUCAUGAGAACACUGGACCGAAUAAGCACAUUGGUUAAAUACAGACUUUAAUUUUCAUAAGAUAUUUCUCCCAAACCACUCUCCGACAAAUUUCUUCCAAAAAAUACGUAAUCUUGAGGUCCGCAGUCAUUGUGUAAACCGCGCGAGAAAUAACACAUACUUCGCAAAAUCAAAGAGGAGAUAUUUUUUAUUUGUCCCACUCUCCUACCCCAGGGACAGAACCGCUUCAAACAAUUCCCCACCCCCGGGACCGAAGGGCUGGACUUGUCCCAGGGGUUGCCUUGGGGUGGGGGAUGGUAACAAGUAAAAUUGAACUACCGGUAUGCAUUAGGGCUUCGUCACGCGUUGCUUCCCCACGAACGUAUGCGGAGGAUUGUGUGACGUUAACUCGUGCCAGCUCUCGCCGGUCAGAGUUGGACGCCAUUGCAAGCGCGUGAUUGCUUUCUAUCCUUACGGCGGUAAAACGGAAAAUAUAUCUAGAAGUUCUAGUUGAAGACCACUAUCUACUAACGGUAAGGUUAAUUAACAUUGUUUAUUUUACUGAAAAUGUUACUAUAUAGCCAAAGAUUCCUUCGUUUGCUGAGUACUUAGUAGCCAUUUAGCUUAAGCAUGAGUCUUGCAUUUGCACAAUGCAAUGAGGCGAUCAGAAAAUAACAAUGCUUUUGACUAACUGAAGCUUCUAUUAAAACUCGUGCAUUUCAAAUCGUUUCAAAUUGUUUGACAUUCUACCACUCAUGCAGGCAACGAGAAAAUAAUUGGUACAGAAAUCUGCUAGUACAGCCUUUGUUUAGUCCUGAGUGUUCAGUUGAUAGAAUUGAUAAUCGAUAGUGAUCGAUAACAUGUACAAUUGAUAAUAUUAGUUAAUUACAAUGGAAAUCAAUAAAAGUCAAAUAUUAAAGAAUUUUUGUGAGUAAUCGAUCACUUUAUUUGUGUUUUUGAAUGUACAAUGGUAAAUCUCGCUACGUAUACGCAAUGUACAAAUGCUUUUUGAGAUUGGAUUAUUCAAAAAAAAGAAAAAGAAAGAAAGAAAAAAUAAAAUAAAAUAAAAUAAAUCAAAAUCGCAUUAAGUCUGGGCUAUCCCGAUUCCUAUUUCCACAACAAAAGAUGUAAUAUGUUGCUCUAAUGGCUAUAUUUAUCAUUUUCUCAAUUGUAUAAUAAUAAUCAUCAUCAUCAUCAUCAUCAUGGCCAGAAAUCGGAUACAACAUGGCGGACAGUCAUGCGCGCUGCAGGCAAUUUUGUGAACUUUAAACAUUUCAACCGAACAAAGCUUUAUAUGAGAAAUGUACAAACUGCAUCCGUACCAGGCGAAUGUAGUGGAUAGUAAAAAUGAGCACAUCUAAUCCGUCAGAAACAAUGCCUACUUACAUGAAUUCUCACGAUCCAACAAUUUGCCUAAGUUAGGCCAUGAUUGCAUAACUUUUUAGACUUUAAUGGCGACUUAGAUGUCUUAAAUCUGCCUUUGUUUGCCAUGUUCCAUGCAUUACAAGACCGAUGUGAGCCCAUGUUUACAAAUUGUGCACGUCAGAUCUUCUUCCACCAUGAUCGAUCAUCCAUUUGAGACCAAUUUUGAGGCACAGAAGGCUGUUUAAGCGUGGCCAAACGGCUCGCAAAACCCAUUAUUAUACGUUUUUUGUUUGUCGGUCUCUUGGAGGAAAUGACCGCAAUGAUAAGCAAAAAACUCGAGUGAAAUCGAGUGAAAAUAAUAAAACUCUGAACAAAAACAGUCGCAAUCUUUGAAGGACUCUGAAACCAAGCUUUUUUGAUGGAUUCCCACUGUACAGAGCUGUAAAAGCUUUGCAUCCUCAAGCAAUCAUGACUUUGCGAGACAAAGUGAUGUUACUCGGUGUGAUAGUAAGGCUGUUGAUUGCGCAAUGAUGUAAUAUCAAGAAAUCUUCGGUUUUUCUUCUUUUGAAUAUGCAUAUUAUUAGAAGUAGUUGGCAAAUGCUAUAUUUUCAGUGCUUAAUCAUAAGAUUCUACCGUUUUUCACUGAUUUUACCAAAAAGAAAGAAAAAUAAUUACUUGAGCCCACACUUCAUCCCACUGUCUGUCUGAAAUUUCUGGCCAUGAAUAAUAAUAACAAUAAUGAUAAAAAUAAUACUAAAUUAUUAUUAUUUAUUUAGUGCUAUUAUUCAUUCAAAAUAUUUCCCCAAUUCUGAUUGGGUUAAAGCGCGUGCAUAAUUCACCAUAACCAGCUACUGAUGACCAAAUUUGGAAGAAUUUUUUAAUUAAUCAACCAAUGACGACAAAAGUGCAGCUUCCUUGCAGGUUAAUGCACCGUUAACCGAGAAGACCUGGGGAUGAGGUUAAGUUGUUUUGGUUGUGAAAACAAAAAUGGCAGACUUUUUACUUGUUGCUAGAAUAAGAACUAGGCAAAGUAAUAGCUAAAAUCAUGGCAAGAACAGCAAGAAGACAACUCAAAGAGCGACAUCUGCUAUUUGGAGAAUAUCUGCAGAGCUUAACAACUCUAAAUGUGUCCUAUCGAAGAUGAACUUAACAUCGGUGGAGGUAAGCAUGUUUUAGCUAUGUUUUUAAACUAGGAAUUAUUUUGAAUUAAUGAUAAAAUAAUUAUUCAAUUCAGCUUUCAUAUCAUAGGAUGAAUUAUGGAGAUCUCGGAGGGUGUUAUCCGCCUCGGCCGAUAACACCUUCCUUGAUCUCCAUACAUGCAAUUCUUCAUGAGAUACUCAGCCUCAUUCAUUAAUUGUUAAUUAUCAAUUUUUAUCAAAAAAUGUUGAACUUAUUGAUAUUACCAUGAAACAAAAAAAACCAACAUGGAUCAAAAUCAACCAAAUUAUUAAAACUUAUUUCUACUGAGUGAUCAAUAAAAUCCCUAACAUAAUUAAGAGCCAUCAAUUAGUCAUUAGGUUUUCUGAUAUCAGUUCUUAGCAUUUAAACAUGCAGGGUAGUGUAAGAGUACCUACAGCUGCUCAAAAUUAUACUCACAUUAAAUUUUUCUAGCCUAGGUUGAUGCUUAAUUUCCCUUGUCUCGUAUCUCCUAUUUCCUGUCUCCUAGCCCUAAAGGCAUAAAUAAUAAAUUAAAUUCCUAGUGAGUUAAAACAUCUUCCCCUAUAAUUCAAUUUUGUCCUGCCACAUACCCACCCAUGGGGUAUAAACACUCACGUACAUGCACAACACUUCUGUAUUGGGUUUACAUGUAGGUGCAAAUGGUAAACCGUCCUUUAGGUUUUAUCAUGGGCAGAUUUAGGGGUGGGCCAAGGGGACUGCAGCCACCACAUUUUCCUUGAUACACUGCAUUUUCUAUUUAUUUUUAGAAAAUUCUCAGUAAAAUAAAAAGCAUUGGCAAAUGUCCCGUCCAAUGUAAUUUUAAUUUUUUGGAUCCAGCCAUAUUUAUCUCAAGAUAAAUUUAGCCUACUAUAGUCUUAUUGUUUUUUGUUUAUGUCUUUUAAAAUCAUUAUUCUUUGUAUUCUUUUACCUAAUCACCAGUUUUGUUUUAUUGCAGUAACAUGUCAGUGAAACAAUCAUUCUUGGAUUUCCGUGUCACACCAGAUGCCUCUGGAAAAUGGAUGAAACCAGCACAGGAAAAAAUCAGUGAAAUUAUCAAAGCUACCUUCCAAGCCAAUAAUUGCUUUAGUACUUCUUGUGUUACACUGUUUACAGGUGUAAAUGACGUGUGAGUGAUUAUUUCUAUACAUUUACCCUACCAUUAAAAUUGCAUAGACGUUUCUCACUAUUAUUGUUUCUUUAAUCACAGAGAGUGUACCCUUCGAUUAUUUCCAGAUGGUCUCAUAACAUUAGAUAUUGUUCAGUACAUCAAAGAUGUCAGUGAAGAAAAAUUACUCUGUCGACAGGUAAUUCUUUGGUACAUUUCUUGGCGAUUUAAUUGUCAAACAGUCUACAGCUGGAAUUCUUGCUUGUUACAAUGUGUUUUUUUAAAUAUUUGUUUCUGUUUAUGGCCACAAUGGAAACUAACAGAUCACCAGUUAAAUCAUGGUACCCCUAUAAGGUCAACAAUUCUUCCUCCCUCCACCCCCCUUACAAUGCCUUUUUAAAACAUCCCAUGAUACAUGAAGCACAAAAUAGCAGUGCAAUAAUAACACCUGACCCCCAAAGUCAACUUGAAUAAAGAUCAAAUGUCACAGGCUACUUAUAGAAGUUAUAAAACACACAGUAUUCUUAUCACUGCCAUUAAGAAUGCAUGAAUUUUUAUUUCAUUUUUUCAUUGCUCACAGUUGAGUGAAUUUAUUUUCACAGGAUUACACUGACCUUAAAGACAAGGUUGAUGAAGCCUUGUCUUGUGUGAAAGCAGAUUUUAUUCCUACCAUUUGUAGAGGACGGGACAUUCUAUGCUAUCAUGACACAUCAGAUGGCCAAUUUAAGGAAUAUGAUUUUGACAAGUUAGUAUUGUUGGUUUUCACAGUCAUACCGUCAAACAUCAAAAUCUAAAUCAUUCAAUAGGUAAAUCUAAGAAUCUUGGAAGAUUAAUAAUUAUGCAAACAGCGUACAGUAGAGCCAAGAUUAAGGUUCCCACAAAUUUGCACCUGCAAGAUACUCUGAGAAAUCAAAUGUUCUGCCCAAAUUUUUAGGCCUUUGUUCGGAGAUGCCAUUUUUGUAUCUAUUUAAGGGCCAUCGAUACACCAUCUGUAAACCAACAGAAGCAUGUCAUUUAGUUUUGCUACAUGUGUGGAAGCAUGAGGUCAUCUCAUAUAGUGUAACUCUAAUUAAGCCCCUUGAAGAUCCACAUACAAAAUCUUCAGACUGAUUUGCAGUGGCAGAUCCAGGGGAAGGCCCCCCCUUAAUUUUAGACCAAACUGAGGCCAAAAAAAAUGGUUUUGAGACCACCCCCCCUAUCUCAGGGUCUGGAUGACUGCAGCCCCUCCCCCUCCCCCCCCCCACCCCCUCAUCUGAAGGUCUGGAUCUGCCACUGGAUUGAUCUCCGUUCAUUUCAUACAAGUGUAUGUCGAAAGAUCAAAUUAUGUUCUUUUUGGUGAUCAUUUUAUUUAUUCCUUUAAUCUUUCUACAUGAGUAUGUUACAUACAUUACAUUGAUAUUACAAUGUACAUCAUGUAUAUGUUGGUCAUUCUUGGGACUUAAAGGUUAAGUAUGUUGAAAAAUACAUUUUCUAACACAAGGGCUGUUCACAUACUAAGAAAAAUAUAUUAAAAGAAUCAUGUAUACAUGACAGCUUUCUUGGCCACCAUUUAUAUCUAAUAUGCUGCAUCAUGAAGAAGCUUAGGAAUUUAAGCAUACUUUCAGUUCACAAAAUGAAGAACCCAUUUGAACUAAAAAUUUUUAAAGAUCCCAUCAUGCAACAUAUUUGCUUUAUUUGCUGAGCAACGAAUGUCGCGUGCAGAUGUCGAGGGGAAGGGGGCAUACAAUACGUUUCUUCUCCAGAAAAGGAGAGGGGUUAAAUUAGAGGGGGAAUUAAGGUGCUUAUAACCUUAUUUUUUCCUCCCUUGUCUUGUAAAUUACAGGGAAGUGUUCAGACACAAAUCACAGUAUCAGGAUAUCUGGAUAGUACAUUCUAAUCGUUUUGGGAACAUGCUAUUUCUGGAUCUUAAUGAGAGUAAGUGGAAUUGAGUUCUGCAGUAAGUAGACAUUCAUCUGUUUUUUUAAUUAACAAAAUCCUGCACCGUGAACAAAGUUUUCUGCUCUGAAGCAGCUGCUUAAAAGAAGGAAGAAUGCCAUUUAUACCUUGUUAUAGUGUAUAUUGAGCAUGUGCAAUUGUCUGGAAUAUUUUCUUUCUAUGGUUGCGUUCCUUUACGAUGAUCUGGAUUAGGAUCAGUGAUCCAAGAUCUCUUCGAUCAUGGUACAUGUACAUGUACAUCAAAUAUGUUCCUACUAUUAAUUCAGAUCUUACUCUUUGGCUGUAAAUUGAUGGGAGAAACAGGGACAAUAUGAACCAAGAGAAUUGAAGGUUAUUAUUCAGCCCUUACUAAUUUUAUUCUGUAAGGUGCAUUGGAUGCUUUUGCAAGGUGCAGGGUAAGCUGCUGAUAAAAAUUAUUGUAAACAGUCUAAUAAACGCCAGGGGCAUCUAUUUAAUUUUUUGAGCCUAAGCUGGGGUAUUCAAUACAUGUAGAUAGGAGGCAUUUAAAAAAUAGAAGAAGUUGUUCUAAUAAUUAUAGAAAAAAUCUCAAAAAUAAUUUGCUUUGAAAACUAUUUUACAACAAACAGAAUGAACUUCCACCUAACAACACUGUAUGUAGUCCAUCUAUUGAUAUGUUUAGGCCGUUUGGAGAUCCAUAACAUUUUUUAAAGCUUGACUUCAAUGUCAGAAUCCUUUCUUUGAACUAUUUCGCUAUGUGCUAGUAUUUUGGAGCAAGAGUGAUCAUUAUGGUUAAAGAAAUGUAUCUUUCUUGUACUGUUUUUCCUAUUUGUACCUUAACCUGUCCUUUGCCUUAAGUGACUGACGUUACUUGUCUUCACAGUGAUAGCAGAAGGAGAUAUUGUUUACACAAAAGCACUGCUUGGAAAUGGCAGAGAAAACUACAAAGAUAAAGAAAUACUCAUUUUAGGAGGAGGAGAUGGCGGGGUACUGCAUGAGCUACUAAAGGAAUCUCCAAAAUUUGUCACCAUGGUCGAGAUAUCCUUGAAAAACUGUUGCAAGUUAGAGGUGCAUGCAAAAAGUUUAAGACAACAUCUGACACGUAAAUUAUCAUUGAGUUUUUAUUUAAAAUGAAUACACUCAAACACCUCGAUGUUAAUUAAAACAGGGGUUAUAUAUUUAGUUAAAAAGGACAUCCAAACACUAAAGGCCGGUUAUUUAAGCGGAGUUUAACGAGUGUUUAACUACACCCUUGCCCAUGUUUCCACUUAUGAACUGAAAUCCAAGCUAAUAAAACAAAAAAAAAAUGCGGGUCAAUUUAGGUUUCUAGAAAACUGACCACCUACCCCUCCCCUAAGUCAACAUUACAAUGAACACUUACUUCUCACUUAGGGCAAAAUGUUGGGUCAGGGGAGGGUUAGGUAGGCAGUUUCCCAGAAAUCUAAAUUGAUCCAAAAAAUUAAUGCCUUAGAAGUUCAGACCACGUUAGAGACUUAUAGUCGAAUUGAACACAUACCUCACAAUUUUCGAAAUGGUCAGUCUUUAUACUGUGGGAAAGUUACUUUGUAAUCUCAUAAAUAAAUGUAUCAAGAUCCUCGUAGUUAAGGUCGCAGGUUGUAGACCCAAUGCAAAAAUCGGCAGAGUAAUUCAUAUUCUUUUGUUCAUAUUCAAAUUAGCCUUUAAAAAAAGAAUACCUUGUCUCAAGCGAGGCUAGUCAGGCUGAUUUUAAUUUAAACAAAGAAUAUUAAUCCAGCAGCCAUUUUGGCACUGGUCCAUGCAGUUGCGAAAAGAAAGCCUGAAAAACUUCAGGCUGUCCGGGAUUCAAACCCUGACUUCUGUGAUACUGACUGGUGCAGCGUUCUAACCAACUGAGCUAGCAAGAGAACUGAAUAAUAUACCCAGGAAAGGUGAAGAUGAAAUAGUGAAUAUUAAAUCAAAAUAUUAAGUGUUUAAGGAUCUCAGUCGAGAAAGUACCAUUUUUUGCUAACAAAAUGUUUAAUUCUUGCCGACAAUUACCGAUUAACUCGUGUUCCUGAUUUCCCUUAACGUGCCAUUACAUAGAUAAAAUUGUUGUCGAAGCUUCAGCGAAGCACUUGCGAGGGGUUUGCGGUGACACUUUAGAUUCGUAUACAGGAACUAACUAUGAAGUGAGUAUUAACUAAACUUACUGAAUUUAAAGUGUCUUUGAUCUAGUGUUGUAAAGCUGCAGUAAAAACCAACUGGCCAAUUAACAGAAAAAAAAACCAUUAAGAGAAAGUAUAAAUAACACAGCAAAAUACAAAAGGAGGCGCGAUAGAACAAACUUGAAGAAGAUUGAAACGGAUUGCAAUUGUGGUUUUUGAAAACUUGUUAGCCUAACAGUUUUUCAAAGUUCAGUUUUUUGUUGUUUGUAACGAUUGAUAUAAUUCUUGGGAGGCAUAUUUGUUUGGCGUGAAGCUGUGAUUUUAAGCAAACAAGGACGUUUAGUUGAUGACAGACCCUUUACUGAAGUGGUACUCAAAGUACCAGUGAAAACUGCGUACCGUUACACGGGAUCAAAGAAAACCAAAACAUGGGAAUAGAUGUAUCUAUUAACCGGAUUUUUUAAUGAACGUUACCGCCAAAUAGACCGCUUCCGUCAAGCAGUUUUUCUUCAAAGUUUUUUUUUUUCUCCAAAGUAGCUCAGUCAUAGCUAGUGAGAGAAGCGUACAUUAACGUGAAUAUUCGUGGGAACGAUGAAGUUUCGUAUAAAGGAUGUUAUAUUAUUAAACUAGUAAUAACCAAAGGCUAGGAAGUGCGGGCGACAACGAUAGGAGGUCCAAACGUUUUUGCUCCAUAUGCGUAAUAACAACCUGCCGAUUAUGACUGCAGGCUCCUCUUGGACAUCGCCCGCAAUAACUAGUAGUAAUCAUAGAUCAAUGUAUGCGUUCACGUUUUCUUCGAUUUACCAUGAAACAUUAUCGUGCAGAAAUGGUCACCUUACAGUGUAAUCACCCUGAAAGGAAAUCAAUACAGUGUACCACAGGAUUGCCAAGAAAAGGAAUUGCGUUCUCCUAACGUCCAACGCAAAUAGCGAAGGUGCCUCGCGUUUGUGUAACGUAGAGCAUUCAAGAGCUCUCUCACAAACCUCGUUUGACUUUGAGCUCACAAAACAAUCUUAUACUACUUAUGAUACAGGUCAGGAUUGAUGAUUGUAUAAAGGCACUUAAGGAGUACGUGGAACUGGGAAAGACAUUUGAUUAUGUGAUCAAUGAUCUUACAGACAUACCAAUAAAUGUCUCUUUACAAGGUGAGUGCAACAUUUAAGCCACACAGGAACGCAUUUGAACCAAACGCUUUCAAACAGGCCAUAUUUGGUUUUCGGUGAGUGGAGAAGCUAUAGGGAAUGGGGCAUUUUAGCCCGCGAACAAGCUCUAGUCAGAAUGCUGCUCAACACCUGUUUAAGUGCAACUUUAUUCUAAAUCUCUACUUUUAGCGCUUUUCUGUACAUCUCUAGAACGGCUCGACAGAAUUGUUUUUAGACCUCAUUACAUAAUCUUCACGAUGUAUAUAUUAAUGUCUGUACCUUUCAUUAAGAUUGAUUCAAAUCCGCGUUUUUACUUUAUGCUAAUUUUUCCAAAUUAAUGCGCACCAUAUAUACCUCCAUGACUAGUACGUUUCAGUUUGAAUUUUAUUGCAUCUUUUGAAUGUAAAACAUUGACAAUAUUCACACUGAAAUAAACAAGUCAUGGAGGAAUGUAUGGUGCGCAUUAAUUUGGAAAAAGUUAGCAUAAAGUCAAAACACAGAUUCAUUUUCGCGCUGAAGGCGCGCAUCUCCAUCGUGAAAGCCAGUCGCUUAAAAAAAUAAUUCAUCAACAGUUCCGUUGUCAUUGUUGUUGUUGUUGUUGCUGUUUUUGUACGUUUGACAGAAAGUUCAGAGCAUGAACCAAUCGUCAUGUGCAGGGGCGUAGCUAAGACUUUUCAAAGAGGGAGGGGGAAAUGUAACAUUGUGACACACCCAGGGUACUCAUCGUAUCGUCUUCUCGACGUCUUUGCAGUGUUUUUAGAAAAGUGACAUUUUUUCGGAUGAGCAGCGAGCGUGAGAGGAGGGAAAAGCCUACGGGAUAGCUGCAUAGACGACUUUCGGAGCGAGAAGAACCGAAUAUGUUGUUUAUACAAGGAUGCUGACGAAAAUACUUUGAUACGAAAAAAUAUUCAACAAAGUUAGCCUUCAAACGAUGGUUUCUGCGAAAGGGAUACCCCUUCUGACAACAGAAAGGGUAAGGGGGUAAAGGGCUCCGAAGCCACGCCCCUGACCUAUCAAUUAAAGUCAAUUAUCAUUCGACGCAAAUAUAUCUUCCUUUUCAUUGGCCGAGAGCCCACCACAUGACCUGCAAAUAACUGCCUACAGAUAAUGGUCUGCUCAUGCGCAAUGUCGUCCAACUCUGUGUGACUGCAAGUCAUACUCUGCUCAUACGUAAAUAAAACCACACUUUUCUCUCUCUUGCUAUCGCUGUUGCGUGAAAAUGGCAGAUCGCUUCACAAGUAAUCAAAAACAAACUCGAUGAUCAACUAUUUGCCUCGGCCUUCUGCUGCUAAAUUCUUAGAAAUAAUAUCCCAUCAAGGCGUCUGGGAUAUAUUCUUGCACUUUGUACUUUCCCGUACAGGGGCACUUGUCCCUAAUCUCUACCACGAUGUGCAAAAAAACACACGUGUUUUUGCCGAUAUUUGCCAAGGAGAACAGGAUGAAUGAAGAUUAAUAUUCAAAGCGCGACUGUAGAUUGUGUUUUUUUAACCUAUCACAGUCGACCUGAACGCUCUUCAAAGCACAAGUCAUAUCAAAUAUGCGCUUGAAAUUAACCCCAAUUAUUUAUUUUUGGAGCAUGUCACGAACUUUCGGGUCAGCAAAAACAACACCAAUAACAAUCUAGACUACAGUCGAAGUUCUCCUUGCGACCACUCUCGUAAACGACCAGCUCUAGCUAGUUACCACCACCUUUGUGAAACCCCGUUUGAACUGUGACUUCAACUUAUAAUGAAAAGCUCUAGUAAGUGACCGCGACCACUUUUGGUAUUAGCCAACUGGACUUUUCCUUUGUUUUUAAGCUCUCGCAAGCAACCGCGCAGAUUUUUAUUCAUAUAAAUCAAAACUUUAAUGAAACUGCACACUAAGCUAAUGGUUCUAAUGCUGUGAUUUGGGUUUAUUUUGGUCUAAAAAUUUGGACGUAAAGUUUAACCUUGUCUAUAUCAGAUAUAAAGACACUCAUUAAACCUUUCAAAAAUUUUCCUUUGUUUUUUCCUUUAUGGAUAUUUUGAGUUUUUGAAGCUCUCGUAAGCGACCAACCCCUAUUGUUUUAACUUGCCGUCGCUUACGAGAGCUCAUUCUCGUAAGCGAUUAGCUCUAAUUACGAACACUUUUUAGAAUUUCUGAGGUGGUCACUUACGAGAGCUUCGACUGCAUUAUCAACAGACAUCGCGUAGAUAGGUAACAUAAAGAACUUAAAUAAGACAGAUAAAAAAAAAGUUUAAAAGUGUCACAGCAGUCUUGACUUUUCCUUUUCGUUUUCUCUCCUCUUCUUUCAUUAGUAGGCUUCAUUUUGGUGGGAAAUGUUUAGCAAAAGGUUUUGAAGUUUAUGAAGGGAAAUCUAGGUGGGUAGUGAAACAAGAUUUUCAUGAAAAAAACUUUCUUACAAUUUCUUUUAGAUUCUAACUGGGAUUUUGUUCGGGAAAUAUCAAACCUGGCACUUCAAGUCUUAGAACCAGGAGGAAAAUUUUACUCCCAGGUAAGAUGGAAUACCAGAUAACAAUAGUUUGCUCAAUGUCGCUCACCCUGCCAUCAGCAGAGCCUUUAUUUCGCUUGUUCGAUUUUACCGUACUCGCGAAAGAAUCUGCAUGAAUCGAGUGAGAUCUUUCUUGAGCAUGCGCGGCAUGUUGCUAGGAUACAGUUUCGAACCUAGGCCUAAUAGCCCUGCGCAUGGUAUGACCAUCAGUUAUGACCAUCAAUAAACGGAUGCUCUCACUCGAAAAACCAGUUUCACGAGAGAAAACGAGUUUGACCUAGUCCAGAAGUUUGGGCUGCAGCCAGUUCAAAGGCUUGACGCAAUUAAGGACGAGCCUCCUUUUCUCUCCUCCUCGACCAAGAAGAAGACAAAAGUAGCCUCUGUUCGCAGGGUGAAUGCCGCACUGUUGAGCUAAAUCGUGCGUAGUGGACAGUCCAUUUACUCUUAAUAGUGGCCAGAGAAGAAAAUUCGCAAAAAAAAUUCUUGUUGUAAACUACAAUAUCCUGUGGACAUUGAUUUAUCCUUUGCGGUGGAUAGCGCUAUGUACUAUUUAAAAAACGAGCAGGAGUGUAUUACAACUUGAGCCAGGUGCAUAUCAUAAUUGUGGGGUUAACUUUGUAACUGAAUGUCAUCCCAUUUUAAAAAGGUAUCAUCCAAUAAUCUAUUUUAUUUUCGAAAUUUGCAAUUUUUAGACGAUUAGAUAGGGCCCAUCGAGAACUUGUUUUUUUAAAAAAUCCCAGCAAAAGGUUUGUCAUAUGCUAAUAAUGUUCAUUAAGAAAAAUCUAUGUCCCUGUUUUCUCGCAGUGUAGUUCCAGAAAAUAUCCAUACCCCCCUCCCCACACAGAGGGCUCUUUUGCCUUAGACCCCCACCCCCCUGGAAUCUCCAUUCCAGGGGGUGCUUGGAAUUCCUGUAAUUUUUCAGCUUGGUUUGAUACCCUCUGGAAAGAAUAUUUGUGUCAAAAAUGUUGUUGCACGAUAUUAUAAUUUUUCCUGGGAUAAAAUGAAAAAAUCUAUAUUUUCAUUCAUGUUAGUAUGGUGUCUAAUAAUCUCAAGGACGUUCUUUGUUAACAAUCAGCUAUAGAGGCGAUGCCUUGCACAGACCACACGAAUAAUGUCAUCUUCAAAAGAAUCAGUUACAUUCAAACUAAACACCACUUGAACUUUGGAUAAUUCGCGUCAGACAGAUAGUACGUCUUAAUUUGAAAAUGGAACGGUCUUAAUUUUGGAUAGACAAUCCGCCUGACUUUAUCCAUCUCUUUUUCCGUCAAUUUUGACGCGUGAAAACGGUCAAUGCGAUCUCCGUCGGUUUCUUCCAUUUAGUUUUGGCUGGCGUAGUCUUAAACUUGCAGGUACAUAUACUGAAACGCGUUUACAUUUUGGAUUUUCUAAGGGAAAUCAGCCGUAAUCUGGAACUAUUAAGCUUUCAGAAAUUGAACGGUUUGUAGGGGUAUCUUAUAAAACUACAACCCCUAGCGCGAUACACGCGAGGACUGGCCUACUGUAGGUGAUGCGUAGCUGAAAUCGGUUAAACUCCGGCCUCGUUGUACGCCCCUUCCCCCCCCACCCCCCCCCUCUUUUGGGUUCGUUUUCUCCUUUCUUAACUGGCGAGGAAAUGUGAGUUAACGGUAGUCUACAUUGAACCGUUGGUAACGUACUGCUUUUUUCAGGGUACAAAUGGUUCUAUGUGCAAAAAGGAGAUAGAACAAUAUGAAGACAACCUCAGGAACCUUUGCUUCCCAGUUGAGUUUAGAAGGGAAUUUGCUUUUGUUCCAUCGUUCCAGGAAAGGUAUCCUUUGGAAACUUUGUCUCGUAGUAAAACAAACAAUUUUUUCUUUUUCUUUACGUGGAAGGUUUAUUCAAUAGAGAGGAGAAGUGUGUCGUCAGCAACGAGAACAACAAAAAAGCAAUAGGUAUAUAUUAGCAAAACAACAACUUUGCACAUGCAUCAUGCUUUUUCUACAUUUCUUUGCCGUCGUUGCACGACUGCGACAUGAAAAUUACUAAUUUCACGCGCCCGCUUUAUGGAGUAGGUGAACACAACAAAAAAAACUUUAAAACUUAGAUAAGGUCCUUUCAGAUAAAAAAGACAAAUAAAAAAGAAAUUGAAUAAGGUCGAUGAAAUUUGAAACCGUUCGAAUUCACUUUUUAAGGGACGUUUUUGUUUUGUUGUCAUCCAAAAAUUUUGCUACGAUAGCAACGUGACGUAACGAAUUCUCCUCUCUAUUAAAGCAGUUUGUUUGGUGGCAUUUGAUAAAAAGGUGCUUUUUGUUCGAGUUCCAUAACCUUGCGAAACCGGCGUAGUCACGCUGUCCAAUCAGAAUGGGUCGGUGGCCAAUCCAAUUAGCCAAUUGUGUAGCGGCCAAAGAAGGCGGGAAAAGUCAUGUUUCCUAAAUGACCACACUUUGGUUCUACUUCUGAUUGGUCAAAAAUAUAGCUCGGCAUUUAUUAGCCAAUCACAAGGCUGUCCUUUCUUUUCUUUUCUCUUUGCUUUUUGUCUUAUAUUCUGUUUCAUCCUUGACACGGGUGUUUAUCAGCUGGACUUUCUAUGAAGUUUGGAGAAAGUAAACAGGAGCAUGACUACAGUUAACAAACCAAAACACAAUCUGGAUGCAAAUCUUUUAGAUUACUUAGUUAGUGUCAAUAGAACUGAAUAGUUAAGCCUGGUUCACUAUUGUGCGAUAAGUAUUUUUCUUACGCUGGGUCUUGCUUGAUUAUUAUGCUAAGAGCUGUGCUUGUGCAUUUGUCAAGCCGGUUCUCACUCGAUUUUUGUUAUGCUUAAUCUCGUGCCCAGACCUGUUUUAGACGAAGAGAUCUGGGUACGAGGUUUUGUUAUGCUUGGACUUGGUUCCUAUAGUUUUAAUCCCGUUAUACCAAACCUGUUCUCUAUUGAUUUUUCUGUCAUAUAUACGUACUGUUGGGUCCAAUUAUCUUUCUUAGUGUGGCUGGCAGGAUUCAGCGUGCGUGAGUGUUUUAUCUUUUUUCUGCAUACAAAAGCUAGUGUGAACAAGAAAGAAUCUCUCUUGGUGUGGCUGUUUAGUAUUAACUGGUAGUUAAUAAUUGUUACUCCAGAUGUAGUAUUUUUUUUAAUGCAUCACGAUCAUCAUGUGGAACAGUUGUCCAUGUUUGAACUUUUCAGUAUCAGUGUUCUUCCAUGCGAGAUGGGCAAAUGGCGGAUACAACCGGAACAGGUAGAAAAAAAUACUUACAAGCUAAAAAACCAAACAUGCACACAUGGCGUUCCCAAAGAACUUACUUGAAAAGCAGUACCUCACCCGUCUCCCCUAUCCUCCCUUUCCUUCCCUUUUCUAAUGGUUCGUCCCUAAGUUGCGCGCAUAAAUACAAUUGUCAAUUAAAAUUUGUUACAGAUUGACUUUAUCUUACCACUCUUCACUUUAUUUUCAGCUUUUGUGCAUAUUUUAUACGUUUUAUCAGGUGUGCUGUAGGGCCACUGAACUGCCCUUAAGGCAACAUUGCUAAGUAUAGUACUUGGCUAUUUAAAACUGCUUAGCCUAAUGAAAUUUCAUCACAGAAAAUCCACCGGAAAAUUCCACAGGGCGCAGAGGAGUUAUUUGUGACCUUGGUUGUAGUUUAAUUUUAUGUUCCGCGAAUCGCCUUCGUUUUACUGUAGAAUCGAGCACAACGUCAUGCGAUCGUGUAACAAACCUGGUAAAAUGUUAUUCAGUGCUCCGGAAAACCGCUGAAGGAAAUGACUGCGGGCGAAUAACAGUGGCUAAGGUAUUAUAAAGUGAGUCUCUUUUUCUUCUCGGCACUCCGUGCCCUUCUCGGAAAGGUUCGCUUUCUCAAUGCGUCGUCCGUCGGACGACGUUCGUUCCCACCGAGCAUUGUAUAAU